UCUCGCUCUACACGGAAACAUGGAGCUCAAGUGAUCCAACGUUAUGACUAUCUUCACGAGAGAUCUCAGCCAUAGGUUCGUUUUAUGUGUUUUAUUACCGCUUUUCAUUUUCCAAUUCCUGCCUAACGCAACCUGCCAGCAAGAGUCAGAAUCCAAGGUCACGGCGGAAUCAGUAAUUGGAAUCGUUUUGCUUUCCAUGUUCCUAUUAUGUAUAGUCGGUUGCUGCUUCUUCUAUGCAUGCCAGAGUGCAGAGAUUGAGGCGGGAAGCCGUCAAGUGCUGCACACUAGAGCAAGGCAUGGGCUCGACAAGGACAUCAUCGAGUCCUUCCCGUUUUUCCUUUACUCAGAGAUUAAAGGGCUCAAGAUAGGCAAAGGCGGAAUGGAAUGUGCAAUUUGUUUAAACGAGUUCGAGGAUGAAGAAACACUACGUUGGAUGCCUCCUUGUAGUCACACUUUCCAUGCUAGCUGCAUCGAUGUCUGGCUCUCUUCUUGGUCCACAUGUCCGGUUUGCCGUGCAAAUCUGUCUUUGAAACCUGGUGAGAGCUUUCCAUAUCCGAGCAUGGAUCUUGAAACGGGAAAUGAACAAGGAGGUGUUCAAGACGACAUAAACUUGACAGGUAACAACAAUGCAAAUUAUACAACACCUCGAUCGAGAUCUACAGGGUUAUUGUCUAGCUGGCGUAUGGCUGAGAUAUUCGUCCCUAGAUCUCAUUCGACGGGACGUUCAGUGGUUCAACUUGGCGAGAAUCUAGAACGAUUCACACUGCAGUUACCGGAUGAGGUGCAAAGACAACUGGCUAGCUUGAAUCCGACAAGGAAAAGCCUCAUGGCCUUACCUGAAGCCAGGAGUUCGAGACAGGGCUACAGGAGCGGCAGUGUUGGAAGCAAGAGAAGCAGUUUCUCUCAAGGACGACAAACAUUUCAGCGGGCCCUAUCUAUGUCUCUCUCUUUCUCUUUUCAAGAUACUUCCCAAACUAGGGACAAAGAUUCUGGUGAACGGUCGUUUGAACGCCUCAUGCCAGAGAAGGUCUAA
Molecule: messenger RNA, 1033 nt
Organism: Brassica oleracea var. oleracea
Lineage: Eukaryota; Viridiplantae; Streptophyta; Magnoliopsida; Brassicales; Brassicaceae
Product: putative RING-H2 finger protein ATL37
Exons: 1
Coding region: 44-1033 (329 amino acids)
Source: RefSeq, a predicted model, not a curated record